Molecule: messenger RNA, 2652 nt
Organism: Plectropomus leopardus (leopard coralgrouper)
Lineage: Eukaryota; Metazoa; Chordata; Actinopteri; Perciformes; Serranidae
Gene: htr2b
Product: 5-hydroxytryptamine (serotonin) receptor 2B, G protein-coupled
Biological process (GO): phospholipase C-activating serotonin receptor signaling pathway; vasoconstriction; serotonin receptor signaling pathway
Cellular component (GO): plasma membrane; dendrite
Molecular function (GO): G protein-coupled serotonin receptor activity; neurotransmitter receptor activity
Source: RefSeq, a predicted model, not a curated record
UUUAAAGUCCCCUAAGAGGCGUGCAGAGAUUGAAAUGCAUUGGGCGUUAAGCAGCACGACUCUACCAGCACGAAGUAUAGCUUUAGUGUUUAAGACGUAGCGGCAUGGAAAAAUACUCGAGGAGUUGAAACUUCAACGGGAAACUCAAAUGUACAACAGAUGUCAUCUUCAGUAGCAGUGGUCGCAGUGGAUGACAAGAGCAUUAACUGCCUGGGAAAGUGAGGACCCCCACUAAGAUCUCACUGUGACUGUGGAAGUACUAAUCGUGUUGGGAUUAUUGCCAACAUUGGAGUUCUUAGCAUUGGACCUGUUAUUUUUUUGUCCCCUCCAAGCAGUGGAUCCUUUACCAAUUUUGAGCUACGCCUUUUGGUUUGUACAGUGCACAGGGGAUGAAGCAUCCUGUGCACUGACCCUGAGCUGUUCCGCCCCACCCUGUGUCCUUGCCUGUGGGACGCAGUGACCAUGCUGACCAAGUGUCCAACACCAGAGAGAUCAGAGCCCCGACCCACGCUAAGGCCUGCUGUAACCUCUGCAGCACCAUGUCUCAAGCAGUCGCGGCUCCACUUGAGGCUAACAGCUCACAGUCAGGAGAAGCGUCUGGGGUUCAGCUGAAAUGGGCCGCCCUGCUUAUUGUCAUGGUCAUCAUCCCCACAAUUGGAGGAAACAUCCUGGUCAUUCUUGCUGUGUCGCUUGAAAGAAAGCUGCAGAACGCCACCAACUACUUUUUGAUGUCGCUUGCUGUGGCUGAUCUGUUGGUGGGACUCCUAGUGAUGCCGAUCGCACUCGUCACUGUUCUUUACAACUCUGACUGGCCUCUUCCGGAGCCCCUCUGCCCUAUCUGGCUGUUUCUUGAUGUGCUGUUUUCUACCGCAUCCAUCAUGCACCUAUGCGCCAUUUCACUGGAUCGCUACAUUGCCAUCAAGAAGCCAAUACAACACAGCCAGUACAAAUCCAGAGCCAAAGCGAUGGUGAAGAUUGCACUGGUGUGGCUCAUAUCCAUUUGUAUCGCAAUCCCAAUUCCAAUUAAGGGGCUUAAGAACUACCAUCUCCCCAACAAUAUUACCUUCAACAGUAACCACACAUGCCUGCUGAAAACAGACACCUUCCGGGAGUUUAUCAUGUUUGGCUCCUUGGCGGCAUUCUUCAUCCCUCUGACCAUCAUGAUGGUCAUCUACCUACUUACUGUCCAGGUGCUGCGCAAAAAGGUUUAUCUACUCAGGUCAAAGGUGACUCAGCGCUUUAGCUACCCGACAGUCUCCGCACUUUUUCAAAGGGAACAGACUGCAACUCCAACACAAGCUGAGCAACUGAACAUGCUGGACAGCAGACUUCCCAGGAUGCAAGAAAAGCCAUACGCAGGCACAACAAUCUCUCCUACAGGAGAUGAAAUGUCCUUUAGGAGAAUGUCAACAAUGGGCAAGAAGUCAAUGCAGACUCUGAGCAAUGAGCAGCGCGCCUCAAAGGUGCUAGGCAUCGUCUUCCUCCUGUUUGUAGUCAUGUGGUGCCCUUUUUUCAUCACUAACAUCACUUCGGUGCUAUGCACCAGCUGUGAUGUUCAUGUAAUUGCCCGCCUCAUGGAGAUCUUUGUUUGGGUGGGUUAUGUGUCAUCAGGCAUCAACCCCUUGGUUUACACCCUAUUCAACAAAACUUUUAGGCAAGCAUUCACGCGUUACAUCACCUGUAAUUAUGAACACUCUGCCUGUCAUGUGCCAGGGCAGAACCCAAGACCAUCAACUGCAGAUCGGACCCUUACACGGAUUUCAUUUAAGUCUUCUAUGGCAGAAAACUCUAAACUAUUUAUGAAGCGGGGAAUGAAGAAUGGAAUUGGAGCAGUUAGCUACCAAAGUCCGCUGAGGUGCCAGCAAACACCACAGUCAUCAAGCGGUGUUGUGUUAGAUACAAUGCUUCUGACUGAAAAUGACUGUAGUAAGCAGGAAGAACAUGUAAGCUGUGUGUAAUAUAACAGACAAGUGAAUCUUAGUAAAAGGGAGCACUUAAAGUGGAUGAAAUCUAUGGUGCAAACUUUUUUAUCUUUAAAGACAAAGGCUUGCCCCACGAUAAAAUAUUGAAAAUGUAUGAUUUGGAAGCUGCCGUUACUCUCAACUGGAUUGGCAAGUGUGUACCAUACAACAACUAAAUCUCACCUGCUGCUGCCUGAUGCUACUGGUGUUCGUAUGCAUCAGUCAUGUUUUUAACAAAAGCAAAAUCAGGCAGUACUUUUAAUUACAAUAAUUUUGGAAACACACAGAGCUCCCCCAUUAUGUAUGUGAAUAUAUAUGGUCUAAAUAUUCGUCAAUGAGGCCUUUAAGACAGGCCAUUAACAAUGUGAAUUCUAUAAGACACCAAGACAGUACAAAGCAUACCAGUGGAGAGUUUGAGUCGUCAAACGUUAUAAAACCUUGAGAUGACCUGUAACAGGUCAACUUAAAAAGAGAAGACAGGAGGAUGUCCUCUGUGAAAGGUAAAAAGUUGACAAAGUUCAUGCCAACAGACAAAAAUGUGAGGAAUGCAUAAUUAUAACCUGGAAACUUUCUGUGAAUAUAUACUCCUAUGCUGAUUCUUUUUUAACGUAGGCUAUCUGAAUAUGAUGUAAACCAUCUCAGACCACAUGCUUAUAUCUUGUUAUGACAAACACAACUCUAAUUUCCAAAU